AUGUUACAAGAGAUUGCGCCAGAAUUGCUUCGUAAUGUUGCUGGGAUUUACGUAGAGCAUAUCAAUCGUUUUUUCACUUUGGCUUCUUCUAACGAUAUCGGUGUUACUACUGAUCUGGAAACUUCUUUGUCGGCUUUGAAAUGUAUACGACGCUUGACUGUUUAUGGAUUUAAGGAUAUUAGCAAAGUUGAUGAAACAAAGACUUUUUUCCUUUUAGUAUUGGAACAUUUGCAGAAAUUUCAUGCUUUGAGAAACGCAUUUCAAGAUUCUGCGUCUCCAAGCUUAGAGUUUAUCGAUGCACAUAUUACACGGAUAGGAAAAUUCUAUAUCGAACUGUUAAAAACUCAUCCGAUUUCUUUUAUAAUGACGCCGGGGGCUGUAGAUGUUAUUCAGUACUACUGGAAAUUACUAAUAACUUACGGAAAAUCUAAUGAAGACCUGUCAUGCAAGUCUCCUGUCAUAGAAAAGUAUUUAAUACAAGCAUUAUUGCUUUUAAAAGGCAUAAUCAGGAAAUCAGCAUAUAACCAUGGUCUUAAAGAAUCUAAAGAUUUGCAAGUAUCUGAAGCAAUGCGGAUCGUGGAUGAACAAAUAUCAACACCCAAUUUUGUUGAAUCUUGUGCAGAAUUAUUGAUCUCAAAUUUGAUUAUUUUGAGGAAGGAUGACUUAAUAAUGUGGGAGGAAGACCCAGAAGGAUGGAUUAAUUAUGAUGAGUCUGAUCAUUGGGAGCAUCAUUUAAGGCCUUGUGCAGAGAAAGUCUUUAUGGAUUUAUUAUCACAGUAUCGAGAUUUAUUGUCGCCAAAAAUUGUCAAAUUGAUCGAGAAUGUUGCAAAAUCUCAAACAUGUGACUUGAUACUAAAAGAUGCGGUCUAUUGUGCUGUCGGCCUUGGAGCUCACGAAUUAUAUGAUGAACUCGAUUUCGAUUCAUGGCUCGUGAACAGCCUUUUAAUUGAAGCUGCAAAUAAUAAUCCAAACUUUAAAAUUAUCCGUCGCCGUAUUGCGUGGGUGAUUGGUAGAUGGGUAUGCGUCAAAAUAUCGAAAGAAAAUCGACCAAAAGUAUACGAUGCAAUGACAUAUUUGAUAAAUCCUGAAGAAGAUUUAAUUGUUAGGAUGACGGCCGCAAUUAAUUUGGGAAACUAUAUCCUUUAUCUUUUUAAAAAAGUUAAUAUUGGGGGAUUUGUAACAUACCUUGAUCGAGCGAUUACAUUCUUAACUCGCUUGAUCGGAGAAGUUGAACAAUAUGAGAGUCGAAUGAGAAUUUUGAACUGCCUAUCUCUUAUAGUAGAAAGAAUGGAAGAGCUGAUAACAAACUUAUUACCACCUUUGUGGCAAGCUGCUCAUGAUGAACAUUUGUUUAAACCAGCUAUUCUUUCGAUAUUGACUAAACUUGUUAAGGCCCUGAGAGGAGAGUCUAUUAAUCUCCACGAAUUUAUAAUACCGAUAAUUCAAUAUAGUGUGGAUCCAAGCAGUGACGAAUAUGUUUACCUUUUGGAAGAAGCAUUGGAUCUUUGGUUGGCUAUACUUGAAAAUUCUGUGGAAUGUACACCACUCAUGUUUAGCCUUUUCCCUGCAGUUAUAGGAUUAAUGGAGUAUGGAUCUGAAAAUUUCAAAAAAGUUCUCAGGAUACUUGAAAGUUACAUAGUAUUAGUACCAGAGAUGAUUACUCAAUCGUAUUGUCAUCCAAUUAUGGAUGUUUUCUCUCGGUUGUUGGGAGGGUUGAACUCUGAAGCUUGCCGUGCGAUAAUCCAGGUUAUUGAUAUCAUGUUGCAGACCUGUCCUUUUCAAGCAUUAAGUGAAACUAUGAUCAACACUGGUCUUCUAUGGAAGCUUUUUAACUCUAUUCUGUCUGGUAGUGAGGAGUAUCCAUAUGUCAUCGUUAGCUAUAUUUCAAUACUAGCUAGGAUAGUUAUUAUUGAUACACAAUUUUUCAUACAGUUCGUAACGAUUGCUAAUCAACAAUAUAAUUUACCACAAAUCAAUUUGAUUAAUAAGAUAUUGGAAGUGUGGUUGGAUAAGUUUGACAAUAUAGGUCAUCCAAAACAGAGAAAAUUGAAUGCCAUGGCAUUUGCAACAAUAAUCACCACAACGAAUCCAAUAAUCUUAGGAUGUUUACAACAAUUUAUUGGUAUUUGGUGUGAUGUACUUAGUGAGAUCAGGGAAUCUGGAGGUGGAGACACUUUGGUUUAUUGGCAAGAAGAGUAUUCGAUAGAAAGUGGAGUAGGUGAUGAACAUGAUGAUACACCAGAAACAAAAAGAAAACGUGCACUUUUGCAAAGAGAUCCAAUUCAUACAACCAAUCUUAUUCAAUACAUUCGUACUAAAAUAGCGGAGUGUGAAGCAAUUAAUGGCGGGUCACAAUUAUUUAAUCAAAAUUAUAUUAGAACUGUGGAUAGCAUAUUAUUGGAUCAAUUAAAUGGACUAAUGAAUUCUAAUUAA
Molecule: messenger RNA, 2433 nt
Organism: Dentiscutata erythropus
Lineage: Eukaryota; Fungi; Glomeromycota; Glomeromycetes; Diversisporales; Gigasporaceae
Source: the annotation of a GenBank genome assembly